Messenger RNA from Medicago truncatula (barrel medic), 2336 nucleotides. RefSeq names its product serine/threonine-protein phosphatase 5. Gene Ontology annotation, molecular function: hydrolase activity. The record is from RefSeq and is a predicted model, not a curated record. NCBI's taxonomy places the organism in Eukaryota, Viridiplantae, Streptophyta, Magnoliopsida, Fabales, Fabaceae. The transcript is spliced from 12 exons. The coding region runs from base 504 to 1991 and encodes 495 amino acids.
CCCAUCUGGUACCUGUGUUUUGAAAUUGGGAAAAAACUGAUAUCUAAACCGAGUCAAAAGGGAGUAAGCUCUUAGACAUUUCACCAAGCAUGUAGAGUGCAAACUUAAAGCAAAUUGAAAAUAGCAUCAGAAAUCACGCAAAGAAACAAAAUAAUAAAUCCAUAAAAACUCCAACACAUUUAUUAGAUCUCAAUUGUUGUCAAUAGAAACAUGAGAGAAAAACGAUUGAAUUUCUUGUUACUUGGGUUCGCGACAUGGGUUCUAGUUUGAAGCUUUAGUUUGCGUUGUGGAUUAUGGUUCAGGUUUGAUCUUGAUCGGUUUAUCGAUUUCGGAUCCUGGGUUUGCUGUUGUUGUGCGACAGUAUAGGUUUGGGUUCUGUGUUGGAUUUCUUAUUCGAUUUGUAUUCUACCUUCGACAAUAUUUGGUUUGCUGUUUCAACAACAUUUGAUCCGUUUGGGUGGCAUCUUGUUGUAUCUGUGUUUUAGAUUUCGAAGUUGCUAGCUAUGUCUUCUCCGGCAAAUGCAAUGCAAUUCGUCUGCCCUUGGCCUUGCUUGGUAGUACCUACACCAAAGUCUGUCUCAACUCGCAGUUUUGCGCAGACAAUGGUUGCAUCACAAUCGAAGGUUUCCAAGAUGUUUGCUCAAGCCUUGUCUAACUCGUGCAAUAUUCCUGCAUCGCAGCUGCCUAAACCGUGUUUCAAAGUUUUCAAUGAAAGAGAGAGACUCAUGACACUGCAGUGUAGAUUCUCAAUAGAUGAUGCGAAAUAUGAUGAUGAUGAUGGUCGCAUAAAUCGAACAGGAACGUUGUUAAUUGUGGGUGCAACCAUAGUAAUGGUUGUAAUAGGAUCUGGAGUGUUGUCAUUGACAUUGGCUAUUGCUCAAUCGCGCUGGAUUAAAGAUAAGAAAGGGAGGAAACAUACAAAGAGUACAAGUACAAGAAGUAUUACGGUCCAAGACCAUCACAAAACAAAAAUAAAACAACCAAAAGCAAAGACAAAAAGCAACAUGGAAAAGACAACAAGCCAAGAACAGCCCAACUCCGGCACUUAUGUCGAGCCACAAUAUUCGGGAUCAAGAAUAAAAGGAGACACUAUUACUUUGGAUUUCGUAAAGAAAAUGAUGAAUGAUUUCAAGGAACAGAAGUACUUGGAUAGAGGGUAUGCAUCCAAGAUUUUGUUGCAAACAAAAAAGAUUUUGAAAGCUUUGCCUUCUCUUGUCGACAUAACUGUUCCUCAUGGAAAACAUGUUACUGUUUGUGGCGAUGUGCAUGGUCAGUUCUAUGAUCUUUUGAAUAUUUUUGAGCUCAAUGGGAUUCCUUCAGAAGAAAAUCCAUAUCUAUUUAAUGGUGACUUUGUAGAUAGAGGAUCAUUUUCAGUGGAAGUCGCAUUUACUUUGUUUGCAUUUAAGUGCAUGUCUCCAUCUGCCAUGUAUAUAGCUAGAGGAAAUCAUGAGAGCAAGAGCAUGAACAAGAUAUUUGGUUUUGAGGGUGAGGUGCGCGCAAAGUUGAAUGACAAAUUUGUCAAAAUGUUUGCGGAAGUAUUCAACUGUUUACCUUUGGCUCAUGUGAUAAACAAAAAAGUUUUCGUCGUCCAUGGAGGUCUUUUUAGUGUUGAUGGGGUCAAACUCUCUCAAAUCCGAUCAAUUAAUCGGUUUUGUGAGCCUCCUGAUGAAGGGUUGAUGCAUGACUUGCUAUGGAGUGAUCCACAACCUCUCCCUGGAAGAGGACCAAGUAAGCGUGGCAAUAGAUGCUUUUGUUUUGGUGAGGAUGUUACAAAAAGGUUCUUGAAGGAUAAUAAUUUAGAUUUAGUUGUGAGAUCUCAUAAAUCAAUGCACAAGGGUUAUGAGAUUCAACAUGACGGUAAACUCAUAACUGUAUUUUCUGCUCCAAAUUACUGUGAUAAGAAGGGUAACAAAGGUGCCUUUAUUCGAUUUGAAGCACCUGAUUUGAAACCUAACAUUAUUACAUUUGAAGCAGUGGGUGUGGGAGAUUAGAGACAUGAAAAGGAAGGGAAACUAAGAAGUGAAUGCCAAAGUCGAACAACCCUACUUCUACUGGGAUCAUCCCUUAUAAUUUCAGGUGUUGAAUUCUGUGUUUCAAAAUUCAUUGAAAUCAUGUUAGUGGUCCAUCACUAUCAUUAGCUUUCAGGAUUCACAAAUUUUGUGACCACUGGUUUGGAAUAUAGUGCUGCCAUUAUAAAAAUGGAUCCAUUAGAAUAUUCACUCCUAAAUUGGAUAUCAUUUUAAAUUGUGUUACAGUUAUAAAACUAUGUCCUUGGGUUGUAGUGAUGAUCAGUGAUAAGACAACUGCAACAAUUAUGAUUCCAUGAUAAAGAUGUC